Trachemys scripta elegans is the source of this 1157-nucleotide messenger RNA. RefSeq names its product IgGFc-binding protein-like. The coding region runs from base 76 to 1020 and encodes 314 amino acids. The transcript is spliced from 3 exons. The record is from RefSeq and is a predicted model, not a curated record. NCBI's taxonomy places the organism in Eukaryota, Metazoa, Chordata, Testudines, Emydidae. Gene Ontology annotation, cellular component: extracellular matrix.
UGCAAAGCUCUGAAAUGCCGGACCAAAGAGACAUGCCGGACUGAGGAUGGCCACACAUCAUGUAUUCCUGACUACAUGGGAACCUGCUUGGGCUCAGGGGACAAGCACUACCAAACUUUUGAUGGUCUGAAGUUUGACUUCCAGGGCACCUGCACCUACACCCUGGCCAAAUACUGUGGGAGUGCUGCUACCCUGGAGCCUUUCACCAUUGAUGAGAAGAACGCCAAUAGGGGGAGCCAGGAUAUCUCCUUUCUGCGAGUGACCAACAUCUACAUCUAUGGGUACAACAUCUCCAUUUACAAGAGGGAAGUUGGCAAAGUCCGGCUAAACGGUGUGAUCACCAGUCUCCCGGUGACGCUGAAAGAUGGUAAAAUCAGACUGUACCAGAAAGGCCUCAGCACUGUCAUGCAGACGGACGUUGGCCUCAGGGUGGGAUACAACAAGAACUGGCAUCUGGAAAUCACCCUCCCCAGCAGCUAUUAUGGUGCCAUGUGCGGUCUUUGUGGGAACUUCAACCAGAACCCAGAAGACGACAUGAUGUCCUCCAACGGCAUCAAAGUCUCCGCCAUCAUGGUCUGGGCUGCCAGUUGGAAAGUCCAAGACAGGGACCCCUUUUGCUGGCAUUCCUGCCAAGAGAACUGCCUGACAUGUGAUGAGAGCAAGAGAGAUCUGUAUGGGGAUGACAGUCACUGUGGGGUGAUCAGUAAGGCAGUGGGAGGACCCUUCAGAGAGUGUCACUCCACGGUGAGCCCCGAAAACGUCUUUGACAACUGCAUCUAUGACAUGUGUCUGAAUGAGGGGAACAAGACCAUUCUCUGUGUUGUGCUAGAGACCUAUGCAGACACCUGCGGGGACCAUGGGGUCACUGUCUAUGACUGGAGGACACCAUCCAGCUGUGAUGAAUCUGGAAGUUGGUAUUCUGACGAAACAGGUGGCAAUGGGACUAAUCUGACAGUUUCCCCUAUUGAUGGAGGAGAUGGGCACCUGCACCUACACCAUUGCCAAGUACUGUGGCCAUGACCACUCCCUGGAGCCCUUUACCAUCGAUGAGAAGAAUGAUAACAGGGGCAGCCAGGCCAUCUCCUUUCUACGAGUGACCAACAUCUAUGUCUAUGGGUACAACAUCUCCAUCUACAAGAGGGAAGUUGGCAAAGUCC